CCAAAGUACAGUACAAUUAACUCUAUUGUACAACAAAUACUUUUAAAUACUUGUUUCGGCAAUAACAACAAUUAACAAUACUUGUUAAGACAACUACAAUACUUUGCAAAACUCGCUAACACAAUCGAUCUCUGUUUUACAACUGCACUUUUUGAUGCGCUGUGGCAGCGGCCUUAUAUACUUGCACUCGAACUCAUGGCAACUCUAGAACGUUGUGCCAUCUAUCCCACAUUCUUUAAUACUCUCGCUGUUCGCUGUAUUCCACUUUACAUUUCUUGCUGUCGAAUAUUCUACGCCUUUCGUCGGACAUUUUCUUGUUGUUCGCUUCGCGUUGCCGCAGUAUUCGCCACAUUAUGCUAUAUUUUUAUAAAAAAAAGUAAAUAUUGCAUAAACAAACGGAAAUACUAAGGACUAAAAGGGUCAAAUAAGGUCAAAUGACGAGGAGUGUACAACGCGAAGAAAACUUGAAAUUAUCUAUGUUAGACAAGUUGGAGCAAAUCGAAAAAAACCACCUUUUACAAAACAAAGCUGUUAUGACAGUUUUGGCAGAACAUAAAAUUUUAAUCAGCAAGCUAAUUCGCCAGGAAUCUCUCGCUGCGCCCAUUGGCGACCUCUUUCCAAUUUGUACCGAUGAAGCUUUAGCCGCCGUAGAUGAAAAAAUAUUUCAGGACAACCGAGACAUUUACGUUUCCAUGAUGAGAAAACUUUUUCAGUAUUCCGCCCAUAAAAAUUUCAGAAACAUUCUCGCCGAGUCGAUGAUAAUACGAUAUAACAUAGACGGUACACAUGGAAAACAAAGCCUGAAGUCUUUUAAAAAAUUUUAUGCUGCGCUUUUAGAUGCCAUUUCGCAAUUACCAGGUGUUACUAAUCCAGAAGAGCAAUUGCGCCGUGCUUUCAGGGUUCAAAAAAAGCGCCACUUUAAAAAUGCAGCAACAGCAAAUAAUCAGUAAUUAAUUUCUGAACUGAAUAAUUAAUAUAACGCCUUAUUCACACUUUGGACUGAAUCCUUAAUAUAAUUAUAAGAAAAGAAAGUACAAACUUAAGUUAUUUACUGAAUUUUGGCAUAAGAGCUUAACGUAUAUUUGCAAGUUUAAAAUGUAAGCGUAUAUAUAAAACAAAAUUGGUUCGAAAAGAACGUACAUAUGUACAGUUGCGCUAAAAAUAAUAGCAGUAAAAUUCAAAAUGAUGCUGUGGCAACUUAUCUUUAUUUAUUUAUUGUUAGUAAUUUUCAUUUUACAUAUGGGUCGAUCUACAUAUAUCAGAU
This is a messenger RNA of Rhagoletis pomonella (apple maggot), 1264 nucleotides long. RefSeq lists its product as uncharacterized. The record is from RefSeq and is a predicted model, not a curated record. The transcript is spliced from 5 exons. NCBI's taxonomy places the organism in Eukaryota, Metazoa, Arthropoda, Insecta, Diptera, Tephritidae. Bases 435 to 950 code for a protein of 171 amino acids.